Messenger RNA from Knipowitschia caucasica, 495 nucleotides. Lineage: Eukaryota; Metazoa; Chordata; Actinopteri; Gobiiformes; Gobiidae. The record is from the annotation of a GenBank genome assembly.
AUGAGACUUCGACCGUCCGGGGGAAGUACUGUCCUGCCGCCGCCGAAUAUUCCUCUGGAGCUCCGCGUCGUGGUGACAAAUCCGAGGCGCCGCAAAAGGGGCAGGAGAGGUGGAAUACACCGGAGACUUAAACGCAUGAGUCUACAGGACCGCCGCAAGUUGCCGGCUCUCCCCACGGUCUUGCUUGGAAAUGUCCAGUCGAUCCGAAACAAGUUGGACGAGUUGGAGGCCUGGACCACGCUCAGGCAGGAGAUCAAAAAUGCCUGCCUCCUUGUCUUCACGGAAUCCUGGCUCAGUGAAUCAGACCGGGAUGAGGACCUGACGCUCACGGGGUUCGGGGCCCCGCUGAGGCUGGACCGUAACAAGGAAGUGACCAACAAACAGCGCGGCGGCGGUGUUUGUUGCUACGUGAACAAGAGCGUGAGUUCCAACAGCUGUUUUUCACAAUCUGUUACAUUCAUCCGCGCGCUGAUGCUGUCGCCGCGGUACAGCUGA